AUGCUGGGUAAAAUCGCUCUCGAAGAAGCCUUCGCCCUCCCGCGAUUCCAAGAGAAGACCCGUUGGUGGGCGGGCCUGUUCGCAACAGAUGUCGAGAAACACGUCGCCGAGAUCACGGACGUGGAUUCCAUCCGCCUGAACUUUGCUGAAAAGCAUGGUGUUGGCCUGCAGAUUCUCAGCUACACGGCGCCCGGUGUCCAGGAUAUCUGGGAUCCUGUUGAUGCGCAGAAGCUAGCCGUGGAAAUCAAUGACUACAUUGCGGAAAAAGUCAAGGCGCAUCCGGAUCGAUUUGCGGCUUUUGCUACACUAUCCAUGCACGACCCGCAAGAAGCAGCGGACGAACUUCGUCGCUGCGUCAAGCAAUACGGCUUCCUCGGAGCUCUUGUCAACGAUACACAGCGCGCUGGCUCCGACGGCGAUGACAUGAUCUUCUACGACAACGAAAAGUGGGAUGUCUUCUGGCAGACCUGCACCGAACUCGACGUGCCGCUGUACCUGCACCCACGCAACCCCACGGGCACAAUCUACGACAAGCUCUGGGCAGACAGGAAGUGGCUCGUCGGGCCACCUCUCUCUUUCGCGCACGGUGUCUCUCUGCACACGCUGGGCAUGGUGACCAACGGCGUUUUUGAUCGUCAUCCCAAGCUGCAGAUCAUCGUCGGCCACUUGGGCGAGCACAUCCCCUUUGAUAUGUGGCGCAUCAAUCAUUGGUUUGAAGACCGGAAAAAGCUGCUUGGUCUGAGGGAGACGUGCAAGAAGACGAUUCGGCAGUACUUUGCGGAGAAUAUCUGGAUUACGACUUCGGGGCACUUUAGCACGACGACGUUGAACUUCUGUAUGGCGGAGGUUGGGGCGGAUCGGAUUCUGUUCAGUAUUGAUUAUCCGUUUGAGACGUUUGAGGAUGCAUGUGACUGGUUUGACAAGAUGGAGAUUUCGGACACGGAUCGGUUGAAGAUUGGAAGGGAGAACGCCAAGAAGUUGUUCAAGCUCGGGGCUUACAAGGAUAGCACGGCUUAA
Molecule: messenger RNA, 1017 nt
Organism: Penicillium diatomitis
Lineage: Eukaryota; Fungi; Ascomycota; Eurotiomycetes; Eurotiales; Aspergillaceae
Product: amidohydrolase family protein
Exons: 2
Coding region: 1-1017 (338 amino acids)
Biological process (GO): secondary metabolic process
Cellular component (GO): cytoplasm; cytosol
Molecular function (GO): hydrolase activity; carboxy-lyase activity
Source: RefSeq, a predicted model, not a curated record